AUGGGCUUCCGCCGCGCUGAACUAAUCCCAUCAUCCAACUCGGGUAUGGUCGAGUCGACAGUUGGCUUCAAGACGUUGCAAAUCAGUCUCUCGAAAGACGUUCAGAAUCCUCUCAAUCUAUCACUCAAGUAUCAGCUAGUCUUCCUGGAGAGUAGUGACUUUAGCACGAACCAAGUAUUUCCCAAAACCGGCACAAACCUGGGCAGCGAUGCAACGGUCGAUCCGGAUACCCUUCAACUCUUUGGCAAUGUCGAUACCAAGACAGCACAGCCUGUCCUCCUCAGCAACCCUUUCACCGAGAAAGCCGUUCACAACUUUGGUGUAACUACGGAUUACAAUGCCAACACCAUCUAG
Messenger RNA from Colletotrichum orchidophilum, 354 nucleotides. RefSeq lists its product as uncharacterized. The record is from RefSeq and is a predicted model, not a curated record. Lineage: Eukaryota; Fungi; Ascomycota; Sordariomycetes; Glomerellales; Glomerellaceae. The coding region runs from base 1 to 354 and encodes 117 amino acids. The transcript is spliced from 2 exons.